This is a messenger RNA of Salpingoeca rosetta, 3250 nucleotides long. RefSeq lists its product as uncharacterized. Bases 1 to 2988 code for a protein of 995 amino acids. The transcript has 6 exons. The record is from RefSeq and is a predicted model, not a curated record. NCBI's taxonomy places the organism in Eukaryota, Choanoflagellata, Craspedida, Salpingoecidae.
AUGGUUGUGCCUGAGGUUACCGACGCAAAUGAGCUGCCAGGACGGAGGAAGAGCACACGCGCAGCAGCAGCAGCAGCAGCAGCAGCGGCGGCGGCGGUGAAGAGCAAGAAGAAGGCGGGCAAGAAGCAGCCGCCAAAGACACCCCGAGCAGCAGCAGCAGCAACUGCUACCGCUUCCAGCCCAGCGAAGACCAGCGGGAAGAAGAAGGUCAAGCACAAGAGGCGCACUGCCAACGAUGAUGAUGAUGAUUAUAAUGAGGGGGAGGAAGGUGCAGCUGACUUGAUGGACACGAGUGCUGACAGUGGUGGGAGUGGCGGCGGCGGUCGUUACGACGACGAGCACGGCGAGGGUGUUGAUGCCGGAGCAGGGACUGGACCCCUCACGCGGCGGCGGAGUCGAAGGCGGGCAGCAGCCGCAGGGGUGGCCUCACUGACAGCCCGCCUGGAGAGAGACAUCAGCAUCAACGACGAUGGCGACGACGCUGGUGAUGGUGACGGCGACGGUGAUGGUCUGGGCAGCAGGCCACUGCGUCGCAGCAAGCGAGCAGCAGCACAGCGCGCACGCAAAAGGACAAGCGGACGCUACGGCGGAGGCGAUGGCGACGACAAUGACAACGAUGAUGCCAAUCGAGAGGAUGGAGCUGCUGAGCCAGAGGCAAUGCACGGUGAGAAGCACGCGGCGGCGGCGGCGGCGGCGGUAUCGGAGGCGGAGGACACAAACCGAAGCAGUCUUCCCGCAGAUGAAGAUGAGGAGGGAGUGGAGGGUACAUCGACAGGGCGCACGCCUGUGCCGGGCCUUGCACCCCAGAAGCGAGCGGCGGCACUGAAGAAGCAACGGCACAGGCACAAGCGGAAGCAGCGGCGACACGGCGAGCAGGACCGGGGCAGCCGACGUGUUGGUGGCGAGGGUGAUGUUGGCAGCGGUGAGUAUGAUCAAGAUGAUGAUGGCGGUGGUGGCGGUGGUGGAUCCAUGCACCAUGAGCCCGACCUCCUCGACGACCAAAGCGAUCACCACCAUCACCACGGCGGCGGUCGGGCUGGCGGGGACGAGGAUGGUGCUGCCGCAGCGGUGGCGGAGGCGAAGAGGAAAAAGAGGAGGAAGAAGAAGCGGAAUAAGGCGAGCAAACGGGACAGGGCGCAGCGUAAGCGCCGGCAGCGCGACGGCGACGGCACAGCGGAGGCGGGCGCAGGCGCAGAUGCGCACCGUGGACACGACGAUGAUGGCGAUGACGGUCAUGAUGUUCAUGACGGCGAGAGCGGCGAUGGUGAUCACGAUGAUGAUGAUGAUGGUGACGGUGAGCCGACAGCAAAGAGGUCGACGCAAGACCGGCGGGACAAGCGCUUGGCAAAGGCAAAGCGGCACAAGCACAGGAAGCGACACGGGCACAAGCACACCCCCGCCAGCACGGAUGCCGGUGGCGCUGACAGCUUUGAUGGUGAUGGCGAUGAUGGCGAUGAUGGUGAUGAUGGUGGUGAUGCACUGAUGUCUCCCCUUCCCAAACCAUCGACGCUGGAGGCUGGAGGAAGCAGCAUCCUCCAUAACGCAUCCAACAGACAUCGAGCAGCGGCAAUGCCCGACCAGGUCAACGCAUAUCCGACAGUCAGGAUGCACGAUACGGACGCCGGCGUGCUUUCCUCCACCGUGUCCGAUGCCCAGCCGGACGUGCUUGGUUCGCGGUUCCGGCCCCCGCACGGCCUCCCCGAGCCCCCGCAGCAGUAUGCCGUUCGCCGCGCACGCCUUGCCCCAGGACCCAUCGUAAUCCCCGCUCAGAACGGUCGCCCGGCAGGUCUUGCGCUGCGGAAACCAAACUUGAAGAAUUGCCGCCAGUUUGUGCACGUGUGGAUGGCGUGGCAGAUCCAUUUUGAUCAGUAUGUGCACACGCAGGACCGUUUGAAGGCCAAACGCCAGGCGGAAGCCGCUCAGCUGCUGCAACAACAACAACAACAACAACAACAACAACAACAACAACAACAACAACAACAACAACAACAACAACAACAACAACAACAACAACAACAGCAGCAGCAGCAGCAGCAGCAACAACAACAACAAUACCACCAACAGUACCCACAGCAGCACCUGGCCCAUCCGCCUCCUGCGAUUGUGACCACCACCCACGCGCUGCACUCGCAGUUUCUGCCGCCCCCACCGCAGAUGCGACAGCUGCAACCGCACCACCACUACCCCCACCAACAGCAGCAGCAGCAGCAUCAGCAACAACAACAGCAGCCACAACGUUCGUACUUGCCACAAUCGCAGCACCACGCCAACCACCACCAGCAUCAACAGCAGCCCCAGCAGUUUCCGCCCGCGACCAUGUAUCAGCCCCACCACCCGUACACGUCAACACCUGCACCGCCAACGCAGCCGCAACCACAGUUGAUCCACCAAUCAACCAUGCCGUACCAGCCCCGGCAGCAACCGCACCAGCACCACGCUGCGCUGAGUCGAGGGCCCAUGGCACAGACUGCAGUGGGCACGCCCUCGCAACCAGCACACGCCUACCCGAUGCCACCCCACGCAAGCGUGUACCAGCAGCAGCAGGCGAACACAUCUGCCAUGCCACCACGUGGCCCGGUCACCGCCACCGCCACGGUCACGCCCGCUGCUGCUGCUGCCGCUGCCGCCGCCGCUGCUGCUGCUGCUGCCGUGAACGGCGGCGCGGGCGUCAUGAACGGAUAUGCGACGCCGGUGGCAGCGACGAUGGCGUCAGCGCCCAGGCCGUAUGCAGGCCCGCUGUCGGCAGCACGGGCGACACACGUGCCCUACAACGCGCAUGGCAUGGCACACGGGGCAGGGCACCAUCCGCCCACGCAGCCGCAAGCGCAGCCGCGGCCGCAGCAGCCACACAUGCUCCCACGCGUGCAGCCGCCAUCCACUGUUGCUGGUUAUGCGCCGUCAGCACAACAACACCGGCAGCCGCCACAGCCGAGCAUGCUUGCACCGCCCACGACGCAACCGCCACCGCCCCCUUCGUCUUCAGGAUAAAAACAAAAAACCCCAAAACAAAAUCGAUUUGCUGCUGGCGUCGCCCAAGGCCGCACGCUUCGCUGUCGUCACGGAACCUCUCGCAUUGUAUUUCAGGUCGCACAUACACUUCCCUUCUGUGUCGGUGUGAACCAUCACGUUCGUUGCCUCUCUAUCCACGCUGGUUUGUCGCCAUUGCUUUUCACCCCGCUUUUCAAACUUGAAACGCAGCUAUUCGAGCAUACGUCGAGUGUGUUUGUGUGUGUCUGUGUGUGUCUGUGUG